GAGGAAAUGACUGUUGGGCCUUCCCUAUGCUCACAGAUGCCCGGCAUGCCGCACGCCUGGUGCUGUGGAGCAUCCGCCAUGAAGCUCCUCCUCCUGCUUGUUCUUGCAAGCCUCACGGCUGUGGUGGAUGCUCAAGGAACUACAGUCCUGACCACUGAAUGGAAGGAAGAGAGCACAUAUAUAACAACAACUGAAGCCUACUUGCUUACAACGACAGAGGAAGUAGAAGAUGCGAGUACUCCAGUGAACAGUGGGAAUGUCCUGGAAGAGAAAAGAUCAAGAAAGGUAGAAACAACUUCUACAGCUGAAACAACAAAUGAAGUCAUCAGAGUGAACUCUACUAGCAGUGUGAACUCUACUAGUGCUGCAGGAGUUACCUCACCUCAAAAGCCACCAGUUAGCCAGGAGAGGAGAAACAAUGUUCAGAAGACUGAUGAUCCUUUUUUUUAUGACUAUCCCUCCCUGCGCAAAUGGGGCUUAAUAGCUGCUGCGAUCCUCUUCAUCAUGGGCAUUCUCAUUCUCACCUGUGGUAAACAUGGGAAAUUCCCACGAUGCCGAGGGAAAAAGCAGACAAGAACAUACGAUGUGACACAGGCAUAGAGAUGCUUCACAUCCACCUGAGGACUGGACUAAUGGCGAGGCGGGGGAGGCUUCGGCCUGGAUGUAGAUGGAUCAUGUGACCUUCCCCAUUUUGCCCGAGUGGAGAAAUGGCUGCUUAAUCAUCCCCCCCCCCAACCCCCAUGGCCUGAACUCCUGGCUUGUCCUACUCCCAUGGCAUCCGUCCAUUUUUCUUGCCAUGCCCCAAGUUGUAAUUUCAAUAUAUUAAACUAGUCCCCUCUGUAGAACCAGAACAUUUGUGAAUUCUUAAUUCUUUCCUUUGUGCAACCUGAGGACAGGAGAGACUGGAGUUGGCGUAGGGCUGUGGGUGCUCCAUGCCAAGAAAAAACCACCCUCUGUGCUCAUUCUGAGCCAAGAAGUCUCAAAUUCUGUACUUGCAAAAUAAAGUUUUGGUGUGGUUUGUUUUUUCUAA
This is a messenger RNA of Elgaria multicarinata webbii, 1030 nucleotides long. RefSeq names its product FXYD domain-containing ion transport regulator 5-like. Gene Ontology annotation, cellular component: membrane. Gene Ontology annotation, molecular function: sodium channel regulator activity. Gene Ontology annotation, biological process: regulation of sodium ion transmembrane transporter activity. The record is from RefSeq and is a predicted model, not a curated record. The coding region runs from base 7 to 600 and encodes 197 amino acids. The transcript has 10 exons. Lineage: Eukaryota; Metazoa; Chordata; Lepidosauria; Squamata; Anguidae.